Molecule: messenger RNA, 3638 nt
Organism: Esox lucius (northern pike)
Lineage: Eukaryota; Metazoa; Chordata; Actinopteri; Esociformes; Esocidae
Product: CMP-N-acetylneuraminate-beta-galactosamide-alpha-2,3-sialyltransferase 1
Exons: 9
Coding region: 977-2041 (354 amino acids)
Molecular function (GO): beta-galactoside (CMP) alpha-2,3-sialyltransferase activity
Source: RefSeq, a predicted model, not a curated record
AUCGCCGCCAGCAGUCGAAUCGCAGUCCACCAGCCGCCCCAUGCAUCGGAAACUGAUCACUGAGUAAGGACUCGCUGCUUCCACCUCGCCACUCGCAGCUAAACCACCUUUUUAGUAAAAAGGUUGUGAACCUUUAGACACGAAUGGUUCUGACCUGUGCGAUACUGUAUUCGCUGAAUUACGGGGUGGUUUCCGUCAGCAGCUGUCUGCUUGGAUAACCUUAACGAUGUGCCGUGUGGAUGUUCCAGAUAACGGGGUUUCCCAUUGGAGCUGGAAUUGAAAACACUCUCAAGCCCUCCAAAGUCACCCCCUAUAGGACAGGCUUUAUUCCUGAUCAACAAACAUCCCAAGACUAAGGUCUCUUUUUCCCUUGGUGUUAGAGAUCUCCACUGACAUUGACAUGCAAUACAAUGUAAAGAGAAAGAAGUAAAUCUAGGUAUUGCUGCUGAAUUGGGAAAAUGUGGAAGUAGUUCCCAGAAGGUCUUCCUGCUUCUCUGUUGUAGCUAGGUGAAUGAUUGACUAGAAAGAGGAAGAGUACAGAUCCACCAGUCAUUGACCUCAUAGAAUAAGCAGAAGAAGAGCAACUGGAUGUAGUCAACAACCUGGCCAUCGUCAAGUUGACAGCAAAAUCUUGGAUUAUUUUAUUAUUUCUCCGAGGACGAGUAAUGGACAUACAUACACUUGUAUUCCUUAUCUGUGGAUUUCUGUAAUGGAGUGACUUUUCAAAAAAAAAAAUACAGAAUGCAGUGGCUUUCCCAACAACAUAUUAGCAACUAGUUCUGGUCCCCUUUCUCUCUGAGAUGUUUUUCAUGUUGUUCUUUUCUAACACCAUGAAGUGGGCCCUGUAAUUUUGAUGAGGAUGACAGGGGCUGUUUCAGUUCAUCAGAGGCAUCCAGCGUUAGAGCUAUGAAAUCUCCUGGGGAGGAAAUAUUGUCAGACAUCACUUGGAAAUAGCAAUUUUCAAAAGGUGGUUCUAAUGUGCAUUUUCCCAUUCCCUCACUUUCCCCGAAAACUGAGCUUUACCUGCCACUACGCCAUGUCUCUACUGAAGCGGAGGAAGAUUAGGGCUUUUACUGUAUUAUUCUGCAUCGUAACUUUCACCAUGUUCCUCUUCAGUUACACGUUGCACGAUCCCUCUCUGUACUUCUUUAAAUACCCCUUCCGCCUGCCGGACAGCUUCUUCUCCAAAGGCCAGUGUGGCUGUCAACAGUGUAUGACAGAGCUGGAUGACGACCCGUGGUUCACUGAGCGGUUCAACCUGUCCGUCCAUCCUCUGCUGACUAGGAGGAACAGCCUGCUGACUGAUGACACAUACCGCUGGUGGCAGUGGUUACAGGCGGAGCAGCAGCCCGCCAACUUCAGCGAAGUGGUGGAGAAGUUGUUCCAGGUCAUCCCUGAUGCUGACCUGUACAUGGAUGCUGGUCCUGAGCGCUGUAGGACCUGCGCCGUGGUAGGAAACUCUGGAAACCUCAAGGGGACCCGCUACGGAACCCUAAUCGACUCAAAUGAUGUCAUCAUCAGAAUGAACCAAGCUCCUACCUCAGGCUAUGAGGAGGAUGUUGGCAGCCGGACCACUCAUCACGUCAUGUACCCAGAGAGUGCCAUAGAUCUGGACAACACCACCAGUCUUCUGCUCAUCCCCUUCAAGACUCUGGACCUACAGUGGAUCAUCAGUGCCUUGACCACAGGCUCCAUCCAACACACGUACAUUCCCGUCCAGUCCAGGAUCAAGGCAAACAGGGACAGAGUGUUGAUAUACAGCCCAACCUUCUUUAAGUAUGUCUAUGACACCUGGCUGGAGAAUCACGGCCGAUAUCCCUCCACUGGCUUCCUCAGCCUGUUGUUCGCCAUUCACAUCUGUGACACGGUGAGUGUGUAUGGGUUUGGAUCCGACCAUUACGGGAACUGGCACCACUACUGGGAAGAGAAUAAUAUGGGAGGAGCAUUCCGCCACACUGGUGUUCAUGAUGGGGACUACGAGUACAACAUCACCCUGCUUCUGGCCGACAAACACAAGAUAAAGAUGUUCAAAGGCAGAUGAGUCCAAAGAUGGCCCAAGACCUAUAAUCCUCUUGAACCUAAAUCCUGUCGACUCAGGGGUUAUGGUUUUGAUACACAGCUAAUGCUAGUGGACUCAUACUGAUGCCUGAAAAAUUUUAACAAUUUCCUAUUCCUAUUUAGCCUGUUUUAUACUAUAAGCCAAUGAAAUGGAAGUGAAUUCUCUCAAACCUUCUGUAAUGUUUUGUUCCAAAAUCAGGAAAUAAUGAAUUCUCACCUUGCCCCUCUCACCCUAUCCCUUUCCCCAGGAGAUCCCAGGAUACUUGUCCAGUAUGUCAGGUCUAAUGAGUAUGUGGAAGACAGGAGCAGUCUCUAGCUUGUUGCCUCGCUGCAACCUAGGCCCAGGCAAGGCUCUCCAGAUGGCUGCCUGGUGGGAGAGUCUUUCAUGUCUCUGUUAGUUACGCUUAUAAACAAGAUCCGGUGUUAACAUCUUUGUAGGCUACUGACGGAGGCAAUUACUAAAUGGCUGUCCUAUGGGAGAAUUUAAGUAACAACCACAGUCUGCUUUUAAUAUCAAGGCAUCUUGCUGCUCAAAUAACAUAUAUAUGGUGGAUCAAAUAGUGCGUCAUUCUGAAGAUUAGUAUUGAAACUACUGACAGUGUUGCCAUUUUAAAUUAAGUGCCUUAUCCAUUUAAUUCAUAUGACUAGUUAAGCAGGUCCAAGGUGCCUUUGAUAUUCUUGUUCCUUUUUUAGAUUGAAUAAAUUUCAUUUGUCAAAUUCUGUAUUUACAUUCAUGUAACUGACGAUUGAAAUUCUUGUAAUAUUACUGUUUACAUUUCUCAUAGUUUGAUGAUCAUAAUCAACAAUGUUUUGUUACCUAUUUUAAUUGAUUGAUUUUUUAUUAAUUUACAUUGAAAUGUAUGAUUUUACAUUCUAGGAUUGCCAUAUGCAUUAUGCAUAGCCAUGUUUCCUGUGAGGGAUCAGUGCUAUAUUCUUUGCUCGAGGAUUUUACAGGACCUGCUUCUCAUGCCAGCUCUGUAAUAUCUCAUGACCAAAUGUGUUAUUAUAUUGUUGUACAGGCUUCUCGGAUAUUAGGAGCUCCUCAAAAACAUUAGCUGGACUCCAUUACAGAGGGUUGUAAAUCCUAGUGACCUAGCACUGAGGGGAUCAUCGGUUUGACAUUAAUUAAAUGUGAUCGUUGAAUGCUGUCAGAUUUUGAACCCCUCAACCUUUACUUUUACAUCGGGGGCUUGAAUCUUAUGUUAUUGCCUUCAAUCAUACAAGAAAGAAUUAUUGUGUGUUUUCAUUUUACCUUUUAGCUGACCCCACAAAAACUAACAGAAGUGACAUUGAUAUUCCUGUGUUUUAAGAAAAUUGAUAUUCCUGCAUUUUAGGUUUAAUGAGGUCAACUUAAGGAGGUCACUGUUUCUUCAUUUUUAAAAGUCAUUAUUACUUUAAAAACAGUAUUGCUGUGUGCCUUGAGACAACGCUGCCAGACAGUAGAUAUCUUUGUUGCUCCAAAUAAUUUAUUUCCCCUUCUUCAAUUAUUUUUGAGAUUUGUUUGUUUGUAAAGGAGAUCUCUAUGUAUGAAUAUUGUAAUUGAUGUUAAAAACAUUUUAUUAAAUCUAUAUGCAACAUCA